GCAAGAAAGGGGAGUCGCCAGCUGCGGGUUGUACCAAGUUUAAUGUCAAAUUUGGAGAACGCAAUAAGCGCUGCUAAAAUUACACAGUUAUUCCACUGGGAAUAAGGCCUACAGACAGUUCCAGCUAAAGUCAAGGAGGAGUCGAGGACUAUCCUCCAAGAGCCACAAAAGUUGACAUUAUAGAGACUCGCACUUGCAUCUCAGUUCUCCAUUGGUGUCAUGCGGUACAACACGUUUUGAAACUCUGGAUGAGUGUCAAUAUUGCUCGGUUCGUAACGCUAGAAAAACACUGCAAACACACCACAGGAUUUUAUUGGAUUGUGUCAUCUGAGCAGUGCUACUGACAAGCGACUCGAAAGGUGAAUGGCUGAAAAAAUGUCUUUUCUAACCAUACCACCCCGGAAGGGUCUUUUCACCACGGUAAAAAACGAGGGGUCAAAAGGACGAGCAGAAUGUUAUGAUGAAGGACAGUGUAAUUCGGAUGAAGAAUUCGAAGAGAGCGAGGAGACAAACGUCCGUCUUAUCCCGAGGUCCUCUCCUAUACCGAGGAAACGCGGACAGUCUAUCUACGAUGAGACCGCAGAAUAUUUGAAAAUCAAAGAUGCAAUUACAAGCAGGAGAGUGUCGUUUGCCGAUACAAUUGGUGGAGACCUUGCCCAUGUGAAGGAAUUUAUCCAGUUUGAUUCGGAUGAUGAGAACGAUUCCAGGUGGGAGGAAGAGGAGGCAAAAUACCGACCAAAAAUUAGUGAACCGACCUACCGUGUGAGUCCGGAAUGGACCACACCGACUGCCACUGCGCUGACGAAGUCGGUGCACUUGAAUAAAGUAGAGGUGGAGAGUGUUUCACCCAUUGAAGACGAACCCCUGGCUUUUAUCGUCUUCGUUCGAGUCCUCAAUAUUUCAUUUAAGAAAAUUGUGUGCGUUCGAUCAACUAUGGACAACUGGAGCAACUACUUCGAUUGUCCUGCAGAAUACGUACAGGGCGACGGUGAGACUGAUACGUUUUCAUUCAAGCUCUCUUUUUGCCCACCGUAUCUUCACCAUGGGGCUCGCAUUGAGUUUGUUGUCCGUUACGAGACUCCAGAUGGCGAUUACUGGGCUAACAACUUCCAUAAGAAUUACGCGGUAACUCUGCUCGUUUCCUACGAAGAAAAUGUGACACAAGCCAGCCCUGUUGAAAUGCCAUGUCGUAGAAGUAUCCUGAAAACUGAAAGUAGUUACAGAAUUGAGGACUCAGACUCUUUUGAGCAGUUCACAGAGAAGGGUGAAGACGAACCAGUGACUGAGAUGGCACCAGAGAUGGCACCAGAGAUGGCACCAGAGAUGGUACCAGAGAUGGCGAAGCCAACUCUCGUUUCCCCCGACGUCCCUCAAGAAGAGCUGGACUUGGAGACCGCCGAUGAUGUACCCAGUUCUCCUCUCCCAGCCAACCUAGACCUUCCAUCAGGAGAUGGAUCACUGUCCUGUGCCCCUGUAUCCCUGGGUAAACAAUCACCUAUUGUGUCUUCCACUUCCACAACCGACGAAGUGAGGUCCACACCUGUAGCAACCCAAACCACCACUGCGACAACUAAACCAGAGCUUUCAGUGGAACUGGUCAGUGAAAUGCCGAUACAAGACUGUAAAUUGCCUAAACCUAACUGUGAAAUGCUUAAACUGGACGGUGAAUCAGACAGCCUACCCAAGGAGGAGCCCAAAGAUCAAUGCUCCACAGCCCUAAAUUUGUCUUCAACACCAGUCCACAGUAGCACUGAUGAGGCUUCAGAACCAACACCCUGGCUGAUCACCAUUACUGAGGUAUCAGAAAAGAAGGUGGGAGGGCCCUUCCAGGAGGACCACAAAGAUGGUAGUCUCCCCACACUGCUGAGCGUGUCAACAAUCUCCCACAUGAAUAUCAAUGAUCCUGACCCACCUCACAUGGACAUCCAACCCAAGCCGUCGUCACUGGGAGAUGUUACAUAUCAGAAUUUGCUUCCAGAUGUAUCGAUGAAGGAGGUGGGGGAGGAGAAGGUGGAGAAGGAUUUGCCAAAUCGAGAGUAUGAGUUAGAGGAGGAGGUUCCAAGACAGCAAGAAGAGAAAGCAACUGAGGAGGAAAAUGAGAAAUCCUUUAGAAUUCAGGAGCCAGUCAUCAGAUCCUCAGGCCUCCUAGAACCUCCAUCAAAUCCCACCAACUGUAAGCUCUCCCGAGUUGUGGAGGUUAGUAGUGUUGGGUCCUCCCCUUCUCUACUUGAAGAGUCUAAAGGAAAGCAGCUGCCAUCAACAGACGAUGCCGUGACCAGAGAAGAUAGAGUCUCAUUGACAGAGGCUGUAGGGCCAAGGCUAGAGGGCCCCCAGGCAAGUUGUGAAAGGUUUCCUGUUGCGGUAGCUAGCCGUCCCUCUUCCAUGGUGGCCGUGACAGACUGUGGACCCACAGGGGAGAACAGGGUGACCCAGAGUCUGGCUAGCCAAAAUUCUGAGUUGACCGAUGAUUUCUCUCAGGCGCCUCCCCCUGCGUCUCACCAGCUCUUUAAGCGAGGGGAGGUGGACAAACUGGCACUUGUGAUUUUAGAGGACUCGGGCAACUCUAAGGCGCAAGAUGACACUGCUGCUAGUGCGCACAUCUUUCCUAUGUUAGAGAGCCAGACGCCCAUUGGAGUUCAGUGUAAAGCAGCAUCAUCCGUGAUCACCACCCAGGAAGGCACCAGCAGUUCAAAUGAGAAGGGCCGUUCUUUGGCAGAUGAAAGCGAGGAGUCUUUUCAGCUUUCCUCAGAAACACUUGAAGGUCUACCAAGCAGAUCAUCAGAGGCUCAGAUCCCCAGGUUACUGGCAGCCCAGACUGAGCCAACCCUGGGCAGGACUCUGAUCCCAUCGAUGGUGGGUCUGAGUGUGGUCAUCGGCCUCAUACUGGGAAUCCAUGAGCCCAGCACCAUCGUUUUAAUGGGUCUGUUUUUUGUGUCACUCUAUUUCUAAAAUGUGUGAAGUGACCUCUUUUUCAGUGCCUUUUCAUGAUUCCUAAUAGACAAAUAUUAAGUGUCAUUGAUUCCUGGUGUAUCUCUUAAAUGUGUGACUGUGGAAGUGUAUGUAUAUGUCUGUAUGUUUUCAUAGAAUAGAUGUGGUCUUGAUUUUUAUGUUUUUCUAGGUCUGGUGAAAGCAGUGAACAGUUCAUCUGAAAUUGUAGUGUUUACAUUGCAAGUGUUAAUCAAAACAGUGUUUUAGUUCGUGAAACAAUAGGAGAGACGAAAAACAAACAUGCAAUACAUAGGUCUAAUUUCUUCCUUAGCAUUUUCAAGAUUUUGUGUAUAAAACAUAGAAAUCUGUCAUUUACCUUGAAACUAUCCAAUCAUGUUAAUAAGAUGCAGCUUCAAAAUAUGUGUUGCAAGGUGAGAACUACAAAAGGCUUAGGAAAAAAAUGUUUUGUUUCGAAGUAUGACUGUCAAAGGUAAGUGAUCAGGAAGUAUGUAUAUGUUCUAGAUUGGGCUGGGAGACUGAAACUGGUGAUACAGUAGACUGUAAAGUAAAUACAGGUUCCUUGGGUGUGGAUGGUAGCUAGUAGGCACUGUAAUGUUUGAUAGCUAAGUGCUAAUUGUUGUCAUUUCUGCUCUGAGACAGGCCAGUACUUGCAUUGUAGAAUAGUGGUUUGCUGUGGUCAUCCUUUUAGUCUAGUCUUACUGCUCAAAUGGUACUUCAUGCAGGUUAAAGCCUACAUUUCCACAAUCUGUCUUUACACUUCUAGAUUGACACAGUUUGCUCACUAAGAUAAUUUACCAACUCAUCACUGUGAUAAUACUUAAAAGGAUGUUUGAAUGGAUCUAUGUGUUUGCAUUUAUGUGUCUAUAUCUAUAAUCUAUAUCUGUCUUCCAAGUUUGACUAUUAUGAUUCUAAAUAGUGACAUGUAAAUGCACAUAUGUCCUUUUUUUUUUUAAGGUAAGCUACUGUCCUUCAAUAACACAAGACAAAUGAUUAACUGCUUAAAGCCACACAAGAGUAUGUGACAAAGAUUAAAGAUAUGUUUUUACAUAGUCUAAUACUAGUGUUAAUAUGUUGUUUUGUCAGUCUAGUGAAUGGCAAUCUUGAAGACCACAGGGUGGUCACAUGCUGUUUAAAUGAACAGCUUUAGACCAAAUAUGAUGGAAACUGAGCUAAAACCCAACCUAAAACCUUAUAUUUACCCACAGUAUUGAAACAUAAUCCUGAGGUACAUUAGGUGGGAUGUAGAAACACCACUUCAAUGUUGUGCAACACCUUCCCAAAGACUGGGAGCACCGUAGUGGAACAUUGAAAACGCUGUUCUGGUAUUUCAGGCGAUUUUUGUAGAGAAUUACAAUCAGUGGCCAGUUUAUUAGUUGCACAUAUUUAGAAACGGCCGGGCACCUUUGCCUCCAGAGUAACCUUUAUUAUUUGUAGCAUGGGUUCCACUCUCUAAUGUGCCUAAAAUGUUCCAUGCUGGUGUUAUUGCAGUAGUCACUUGCUGCAGAUUAGAUGGCGAUACAAUUAUUUGUUUAUGGUGAGGCUGUGCAGUUGGGCGUGUGAAAUUACAAUAAAAUUGAAAUGCUUAA
Esox lucius (northern pike) is the source of this 4535-nucleotide messenger RNA. RefSeq lists its product as uncharacterized. Gene Ontology annotation, molecular function: protein phosphatase 1 binding; glycogen binding. The transcript is spliced from 4 exons. Bases 364 to 2949 code for a protein of 861 amino acids. Lineage: Eukaryota; Metazoa; Chordata; Actinopteri; Esociformes; Esocidae. Gene Ontology annotation, biological process: regulation of glycogen biosynthetic process. Gene Ontology annotation, cellular component: protein phosphatase type 1 complex. The record is from RefSeq and is a predicted model, not a curated record.